AUGAAACCGGCCUCAAGAUUGAGACCUGGCCAGGAUGCUGAGGGACGAGUGACAGUACCUAGCGCAUCAGCCCGACCUCCGAUUGAAGAUACUGAUGGCCAGCCCAACUACGAUGAUGCGGAAUUGGAGGCAUCUGGGUACCGUCGAGAGAUGCCGAGGCAGUUCUCUACAUUUUCUCUGUUGGCUUUGUCCUAUGCUGUGAUAUGUACAUGGAAUGGUUUCGCCAGUGCCAUCGGCAAUGGUAUUAAGCAGGGAUCGUCUUCUGGCAGCAUAUUAAUGCUCAUUCCUGCGGCUUUAUUCAUUGGCAUUAUAUCAUUGGGGAUGGCUGAGUUGACUUCUGCAUUCCCCGUCGCCGGCGGGCAAUACUACUGGGCCUAUAUCCUGUCUCCCCCGAAAUGGGGACCAUUCAUUUCGUACAGCACUGCCGUAAUAAGUGUAUUGGGCAUUUGGCUUGGAGGCGCAAGUACAUGUAACUUCAUCUCUGGCAUGGUCCUAUCCAUCGUGCAGUUUAUGAAUCCCGACUACAUCAUCGACCCAUGGCACAAGUAUCUUGUCUACGUGGCUAUCAUGGUACUUGGAGCCACUAUCAACAUUGUUGGAGCCCGAAAACUACCGGCUUUGACUGGCUUCAUCUUCGUAUUUUCCAUGGCAACCCUAGUAGUAACAACUAUUACAAUGCUCUUCUGCAGCUACCCCAACUACAACUCGGCCAGGUGGGUAUUUACGGACAACACGAUAUCCAGCGGAUGGGAAAGUCACUCUCUCGCAUGGGUGCUUUGCUUCGUCAAUAAUCUCUAUGGGUUCCUCGGAACGGAUGCCGGUGUCCACAUGACGGAGGAAAUCCCGAAUCCCACUGUUACUGCCCCCAAAGUGAUCAUCUACCCAGUAAUAAUCGGACUGGCAACAGUUUUUCCGUUUGCAUGCACUUGCAUGUUCGUCAUCAAGGACAUUGAUGAGAUUCUGAAUGCACCUAGUGGACUCCCCCUGAUCCAGCUGUACUAUCAAGCAACAGGGAGUCGAGUCAUAACCGUACUUCUCAUGGUCGCCUUCGCAAUAUGCUUCUUUGCUUGCGUGGUCGCAAUCAUAACGGGGUCGUCCCGAGCACUGUGGUCUGCUGCACGCGACGAAUGCUUUCCGCGAUCCGAUUUGUGGAAGCAGAUAAGUCCAAGAUUCGGAAUGCCUCUCAACGCUGUCAUAAUACAGGCGGCAUUUUCCAUCGUCUAUGGAUUGGUGUUCGUUGGGUCAGAGACGGCAUUUGAGCUCAUGGUGAGCGCUUCUAUCAUCUUUCUGGUCGGAUCCUACGUCAUCCCACAGGCCAUUCUCCUAUUCGUGGAUCGUGACGAGCUUCUCCCUGAGCGACCAUUCAGCUUGGGACGAUUUGGCUACGCUGUUAACUUCAUAUCGACAAUCUGGACUGUGUUGCUGGUAAUCGCCUGCUGUCUUCCCACUGAAUAUCCAAUAACACCUUACAACAUGAAUUACAACAGCAUUGUGGCAUCGGUAUUGUUCUUCUUAACUUGGUUAGGGUGGGGUUUUUCGAGAAAGGGUGUCUUCCGUGGGCCAAGCAUCGACAAAGCUACGCUCGCGUCAACGAGACGAAGGUAUUUGCGUGCGUCUACAGUAGAUGCGCACACACCGCUGCUUGAGACACAAUGA
Colletotrichum aenigma is the source of this 1656-nucleotide messenger RNA. It is a transcript of the gene HNM1-4, whose product is annotated as Choline transport protein. The transcript has 8 exons. Gene Ontology annotation, cellular component: membrane. Bases 1 to 1656 code for a protein of 551 amino acids. Gene Ontology annotation, biological process: transmembrane transport. The record is from RefSeq and is a predicted model, not a curated record. Lineage: Eukaryota; Fungi; Ascomycota; Sordariomycetes; Glomerellales; Glomerellaceae. Gene Ontology annotation, molecular function: transmembrane transporter activity.